UCCGUCCCGUUUCUGACACACUUCCGGUUCUCGCUCGUACCUUUUUUGAGACAGCGAGCGAAGGUGAAUGAGAUUGGAGAUCGAAGAUCGAAGAAAAGGAUCGCGAUCGAAUCCAAGGAGAAGGAAGCGUGGCACAAUUCGAGGGAUUUGACCUCGGAUUCUUAUUCAAUCCUUCAGUUAGCUCUCUCAAAUUGCUCCGUCUUUUGGUAGUGUGAUGAUGAAAUUUACUCUCGGUCUGUCUGAACAUAGUUAAAAUAUAAUUAAAGUGGGGGCUUUUCUUCAGUCUACAAGAUGACCAACUUUUUGCUGGGAAAGAAGCAAACAUUUGCAAGUUCAUCCUGCACUGUUCAGCCUAUAAUUAUGGAUGAAUCAUCCUCUCCUCCACCAAUGAAUCUCAAGUCUCUCAAGCCAAAGGAACAGGUUCAACAUCAGUCUGCAGUGAAUUCAUCACAUGGAAAAUCUUCAUUCAUACUUCCAAACAGUGGCAUCGACAAACUAUUAGAGUGCCCUGUCUGCAGAAACACAAUGGUUCCACCUAUUCAGCAGUGUCCAAGUGGGCACACUUUGUGCUUUUCCUGCAAAAACAAAGUGAACAAGUGCCCAAUCUGCCGAAAGGAAAUUGGCCAAAUCCGUUGUUUAGCACUGGAAAAACUUGCUGCUUCACUCCAUGUACCUUGCUCAUACCAUCAUCUUGGUUGCACAGAAAUGAUGCCCUAUUACAGCAAGUUGCAGCACAAAACACAUUGUGUUUACCGGCCUUACGCAUGCCCUCAUCCUGGUUCAGAUUGUCCCUUCACCGGAGACAUUCAUGAACUUAUGUCGCAUCUGAAACAAUGCCACAAAUUGGAUCUUCAAGCAGGAAGCACUUUCAAUCACCGUUAUGUGAAACAGGAUCCUCAUUCUGUUGACAAUUGCUCAUGGACUCUAACUCUAUUCAACUGCUUCGACCGCUACUUCUGCCUUCAUUUCGAAGCGUUUGUGAUCGGUUGUGAGCCAGUUUAUAUGGCCUUCAUCCGUUUCAUCGGUGAAGAGUCUGAGGCAAGGAAGUUCAACUAUUGCCUUGAAAUCGGAGGCCAUGGGCGCAAGAUGAAAUGGCAGGGUGUGCCUCGAAGCAUCAGGACUCACCACAGGAUGGUGCGAGACAGCUACGAUGGGCUUAUAGUUCACCGGAACCUCGCCCUUUAUUUCUCCGGCAACGAUCAGAAGGUGCUGAAGCUGAGAGUCUUUGGCAGGAUUUGGAAGGAGACUUGACGAAUAUAAAUAGAUAUGGGGUUAUGAAAAGCAUCUCAUUUGCUGUAGAGGGUUCAAUUUUUUCAGUCCUGCUGGGAGUUGCAGUCCAGGAUCUGAUUGAGCCCGCCCGUGUAUUUAAUCCUGUCGACUGGUGUAGUUUUGCAGAAAUAUGUUCACUGCAUUGCUAAAAUCUUAGCAUAUAAUUGCAGGUCGAUUUGGCAAAUCAUAUGCCGGUGAAUGUAAUUUUUAGACCAUGAAUUGAAAAUCAAACUAAAUGGGUUGGCGCAAGCAGUUUGAUGAUGAAA
Messenger RNA from Zingiber officinale, 1535 nucleotides. Its product is annotated as putative E3 ubiquitin-protein ligase SINAT1. Bases 292 to 1251 code for a protein of 319 amino acids. The transcript has 4 exons. The record is from RefSeq and is a predicted model, not a curated record. Gene Ontology annotation, cellular component: cytoplasm. Gene Ontology annotation, biological process: ubiquitin-dependent protein catabolic process; multicellular organism development. Lineage: Eukaryota; Viridiplantae; Streptophyta; Magnoliopsida; Zingiberales; Zingiberaceae. Gene Ontology annotation, molecular function: zinc ion binding; protein binding; ubiquitin protein ligase activity.